Messenger RNA from Pyricularia grisea, 714 nucleotides. RefSeq lists its product as uncharacterized. The record is from RefSeq and is a predicted model, not a curated record. The coding region runs from base 1 to 714 and encodes 237 amino acids. Gene Ontology annotation, cellular component: cytosol. Lineage: Eukaryota; Fungi; Ascomycota; Sordariomycetes; Magnaporthales; Pyriculariaceae. The transcript has 2 exons.
AUGUGUGGAAUAACGGCCAUCGUCGGCUUGAGUCGGGAUAAGGUGACGCAUGCCACAAAUGGUACCAACGGCAUCAACGGUACCAAGGGUUUCAAUGGUAUCAACGGCUUUAAUGGUGCCGACGGGAACGUCAAUCUAAAUGGAGAGGUUACAUGUGGGCCCUGCUUACACCACGAGCUUCGCAGCCAACUAGAUCAAAGCCUCGAGACCAUCGCCCACAGGGGACCUGAUGCUUCUGGGGCAUGGAUACGCCGCGACGGUGCUAUUGGUCAGUCGCAUACGAGAGCCCCCACAAAAGCUGCUGCCAGCCCAAGUAUAGAAUGGCCCAAGUAUAGAAUGGCCUUUGGUCAUAGGCGACUGGCCAUCAACGACCUGUCUCCGGAUGGCGUGCAGCCCAUGCACAGCGACGACGGCAAAAUUCACGCCGCGGUCAACGGGGAAAUUCACGAUCAUGACGCCAUCCGGGACCGCUGCAUCAAGGACCAUGGGUACAGAUUCAAGGGUCACUGCGACAGCGAGGUGCUGAUUGCUCUUUACAAGAUUUAUGGCGCGCCCCAGUUGUUGGACCACGUGCGAGGUGAGUUCGCCUUUGUCAUUUUGAUGAGAGAGAUGGGCGAGUCAUUGCUGCGAGGGACCGGUUCGGCAUUAAGCCCAUGUUUUGGACAAUACAAGGAGAAGAUUCCAGCAAGCGGUUGCUGUUCAGCUCCGAGAUGA